Molecule: messenger RNA, 749 nt
Organism: Trypanosoma cruzi
Lineage: Eukaryota; Euglenozoa; Kinetoplastea; Trypanosomatida; Trypanosomatidae
Product: amino acid permease, putative
Exons: 1
Biological process (GO): amino acid transmembrane transport
Molecular function (GO): amino acid transmembrane transporter activity
Source: RefSeq, a predicted model, not a curated record
AUGACCAAUGCACCCAUCGUGGAACAAAUUGACGAUCCACUGAACGACGGUGUGGAGCUUGUCGAGGACCUUCAGGGCCAAGCAGGGCUUCCCACGGGUGACCGAAUGGAUGUCGCCAAGAUCCGCAUUGAGAAACUGAACCAGGAGCGUCAGGAGCGCGUUGCCCGGCGGCGAGACCCACAGAGCUGCCUCAAGCGGGGGCUGCAUCGCAUCAUACCCUACGGCGGCAUCAUCUCCUCCGGAUGCAACCUCGCCAGCUCAUCGCUGGGCGCCGGAAUACUUGCGCUGCCGUAUGCCUUCAACACGUCCGGGCUGGCGAUGGCGCUGGUGUACCUUGUGGUGGUGGGUCUGCUGACCAUCUACUCCUUCACCCUUCUGGGCAUCGCCGGGAAGCGGACGGGGCUGCGGAACUACGAGCAGGUCACGAGGGCUCUUCUUGGGAAGGGUGCGGACUACUUUUUGGCCUUCCUGCUUUGGCUUCUGAGUUUUGGUGCGGAAGUGUCUUACGUGAUCUCCAUGGGCGAUGUUGUUGAGGCAUUUGUUCAGAAUUCCUCGAGCAGCUCAGAAUAUCUCAAAUCCUCCUCUGGCCGCAGGUUACUCACGAGCAUGGUGUGGCUUGUUGCCAUGCUGCCGCUGUGCCUACCGAAGGAGAUCAACUCUCUGCGCCAUAUCUCAAUUAUUGCUGUAAUGUUCAUCGUCUUCUUUGUGAUCUGCGUGAUCAUCCAUUCCGUACGCAACAGUAUCACCCA